AUGGCAGCUGCCAAUGACGUCGUAAGGCCAUCUCCCCACGAGGUUUAUCUCACAAUGCUUAACCUCUUGGUUUAUGGUGCCCUUGCGAUCAUUAUCCUGGCCGCCUGGGUUUCCGGCUCCCUCGACCCUUACCAGAAACGGUUGCAAGAGGCUGCCCUUGCUCUGAUGGGAGAGACGAAGGCGUCUUAUGGCUUGAAAAAGAGCUUGACGGGUAAAAAGCUCGUCGAGGAGGAGAACCUGAGCAAAAUACAAAACAGGCUCGGAAAAGAUCUCGGAGGCCUCUUCGCGGCUGGUGGUCCCGGCUCGGGACUGGGGACCUCUGUGGGAAAGUCACUGUGA
Histoplasma mississippiense is the source of this 339-nucleotide messenger RNA. RefSeq lists its product with no specific name. Bases 1 to 339 code for a protein of 112 amino acids. Lineage: Eukaryota; Fungi; Ascomycota; Eurotiomycetes; Onygenales; Ajellomycetaceae. The record is from RefSeq and is a predicted model, not a curated record. The transcript is spliced from 3 exons.